Stegastes partitus (bicolor damselfish) is the source of this 5114-nucleotide messenger RNA. It is a transcript of the gene lgalslb, whose product is annotated as lectin, galactoside-binding-like b. The record is from RefSeq and is a predicted model, not a curated record. Lineage: Eukaryota; Metazoa; Chordata; Actinopteri; Pomacentridae. The transcript is spliced from 5 exons. The coding region runs from base 190 to 735 and encodes 181 amino acids. Gene Ontology annotation, molecular function: carbohydrate binding.
UCAGGCAGACAGUGCAGCGGAGGGAUGUCCUCCUAGGUGACCGUGAGGCCCGAGCCAGCCAGACGUGGGGAUCCAGGAACAGGACGCAGGAACAGGAAUCUCCUCCUGAGUCAGUGCCACGACGCUGACACACCACGCUCCCCGGCACGGCUGCUCCGAUAAUCAGCAUCCUAUGCUAUUCUGCUCAAGAUGGCGGUGCAGGCAGCGGAAAAGGACGGAAUAGUGCUGAAGAAUGUGGAGGAUGACCACCUGAACGACUCGCUGGGGAACCCCGGCCUCAUCUCACCUGACAAGGAGGAUUUAUCGCGUCUCCUGACGGUGCCAUUCAGCGGGCGCAUCCGGGGCGGCAUGCGGCCAGGGAAGAAGAUCAUAGUGAUGGGCAUUGUCGACCUGGAGCCAGACAGCUUCAACGUCAGCCUGACCUGCGGCCGUGACUCGGAGAAGGAGGAGUCUCAGCAUGACGUGGCCCUGAAGCUCACCGCUCGCUUCACCGACCGCCAGUUCCUGCGCAGCGCCAAAGUCUCUGGGAAAUGGACAGAGGAGGAGGCGUCCACCGCCUACUUUCCCUUCAUCCCCGAUCAGCCUUUUAGGAUCGAGAUCCACUGCGAGCACCAGCGGUUCCGGAUAUUCGUGGACGGACACCAGCUCUUUGACUUUUAUCACAAAGUAAAAUCUUUGCCGUCUAUCGACACAGUACGGAUACAAGGAGACCUACAGAUCACCAAGCUCGGCUAGCUUCCCGCUCUGCAAGUCGUUUGUGAAGCGAGGACUGGAUCACAGAUGACCGCACACACACUCACACACACUCACACACACACAUAUGCGCCUGUUACGUCAUCACCCAUAACCCAUCAUGCAACGCUGCGGCCGCAUAGCCGCUGGAAAAAGGCUCCGGCAGCGACAAGUUAGAGUUUCUUCUGCUUCUUUUCUUUCUGUUCGACCAGGAUCUGAUACGACGACGAUGAUGAUGAUGAAGCUUUGUGGGUGAAUGUGUUUGCUCCGUUUUCAGGUAUCUGUCCUCGUAGCCCCAGUUUUGUCAGAUCAGGGAUUAUUUAUAGCACGUUCAUUUUAAUCCUGUUGAAUCCUUCGGGGAGGCAGAGAUGGAGGCAGGUGUGGAGGGCUUUCGGUAUCACGGAAAAAUAACUCAGAUGUUCUAGAAACCAGUUACUCAGGAAAAAAAAAAAAAAGCAUCACCGAGCAGCUGAUAUGGAAAAAAUUAUUAGUGACUGAUUCAGAUGAUUCACUUCGGUUUAGUGACUUUAAAAAUCUUAGAACUGGAAAAUGCACGUUCACCCUGAAUCCGAGCAGCGUUUGAAUAUUCAGUCUGAGCCUUUUCUAACUCCCACAUGGGCUGAAACAUGAUUUUAUAUCAGAUGAAUCUGGUUUAAAGCAAAAAACAACGAUUGCAGAUUCUGGCAGCCCGGCUGGAUGUGUAGUUAUUGUUCAUCUUCUGGAAACUCUUAUCUUCUGAUCACGAUAGAGCAACACCCUGUUUUCUGAUGUAUCCGUCGGUGCUCCUCUGCCAUCCCUUGGGUUUGAUCCAGUUGUCAUGGUAACACGCUGCAGCCUCACCGACCCAAAUACCCCAAAAUGAGGAUUAUAUCAUGACAAGGAUGUGGCGUCCCAUAUUGAGCAUGGUUGUGUUAGUUUGCGCUCAUCUUAGCGGUCGCUGCAGCCCUUCUCCCGUCUGUGCGGCGGCGUUCUGGCUGUUUGCUCCGGUGAGGGAGGAGAUUAGAGGAAGUUUUGAUAAACAGGUUUAUGAAUUGGACUCUGCUCCCCGCCGCUGCACUCACCAAACAAACCUCACAAUAUGCAAGCUCUCCGUACUCUCACAAAGCAGCAGUUGUUCAAAAAAAACAAAAAAGGCAUUUCUCUCCAAAAGUGUGUGCACGUGUCGAUCUGAGCGCCUUCAGUCGCAUUCGACGGUCAGUUGGGGAGCAGGAGCGGAUCCUGGUGGUGUUUUGAAUGUAUAGUGUUCAUGUCUCUACAGUAGCAUAGACGAUAUUAGACCACGCACAGAAUCAUUUCUUUAAAAGUGUCUCGGUGGUAUGGCUGGUGCUGUUAUAGUUUACGUCUUUUCUGUUUCCUGAAUCAUUCCACAUCAGCAUCUCGUCCGCACCGAGGCGGACAAACACUAUAAAUCAGCCUUGUUUGAUACGGCCAGCAGGUUCUUCAUGUUAGCGUCACGUCUGUGUUGCAUCGCACCGUUUUGUCUUUACAACAAGUCCUUCCCUUAGGGAGACAGCGAGUUAUCAUAAACACUAAUAGCUGCGGUUAUCUUCGAUGCAAAACUCUUGAAUAUUAAAAGUGUUAAGGUGCUCUGUUUACGCCUCUUCCAGUAUCGACGCUCUGUGAGGUCACUGCACAGGUUUCAGGGUGGUGUUGUUCUCGUGAAGGGUUCAUAAGACGAAUCAUUUGCUAACGCUUUGUGGAUCAGUUGUAAUACUUUAAUAAGAACAGCUUUCGGGUUGCCAGGUUGUGAAAAAUCCCCCUCGUGUUUGGUGAUUGUGCAGCUUUAAGGCUGGUAAGCGUCUAAAAGUCCAUCCCUGCUGCAGCUGUACAUGCUAAUGAAGUUCACCGACUGAUUAAUUGGACGUGGAGUUUGGUUUAGAUGCAAUGCAGCCGACCGAGCUUCAUUUUCUGGUAUAAAACGUUAGCAAAUGAUUUAAUAACUGAAACCUACUCGACUUAUAGACCCUUUAUGAGAAGUCUUACGUUAAAAAGUGGCGCUGAUUCUGCUUUUUUUCCAUUUUGGUGACAGUAAAACUUGAGCUUGUUGGAUCAUCUCUACACAGAGCGUAUCCACGUUUGGGUCGACAGCUGCACAAAGCUGCACAGAAUUCCCGUUAAGAUUUUGACAUUCGAAGCAUUCCGUCACAACGAGUUCAUGAGGAUUCUCUCCCACCGUCUCUCGCUGCUGUGAAUUAAGCCAUGACAUCUGUGCAGAGCAGUUGCACUCGAUAAUUGAUGCUCGCGUUAAUGAAGCUUCCUGGCUAAAGGAAACCUCUUUUUUUUUUGUUUACCAUCUCAUUACCUGCGUGCAGCAUCCAUCAGAGCGGAGAGUUCUGUCUGUGCGUGCACUGAGUAUUUAUUAGUUCCUAGCAAUAACUCGACUGCCCGGGAGCAGGACUUGUUUUCGCCUGACUGGUCAGACAAGGUCUUCCUCCGUCGUCUCCCGGCAGGCGCUGGUUUGUUUCGGACACAAACGCGAGGGCGCUGAGGGGUUGCAUUCAGAAGGAUAGGAGCCAGCGUGACGCAUCAUUUCCUCCAGUAUUACAGCCGAACAAAUGUGUACAAAUUGCUGUGUUGAUGGGGUGUGUUGUUGGGGUUUUUGUGUUCUUUCUAUUAACUGGUGACCAUUUGUAACUCUACAGUUUUCCUGUAAUGACAUGUUGAUAUAACUCUUAAGUGUGACUCGGCGGUUCGUUUCAGUGACGUAGAUUCGAGGGGUCGAAGUGGGCUUUUGGGUUCUCAGCAGCAGGAAUGAUGGGGGAGGGAGACGAACAAUUCAAGACUUCCUGAACUAAAGGGCUUGAACCAGGAGGCUUUUUUUUUUUUUUUUGUGCGACUGCGUGUGUUUGCGUGAGCGUGUGCAGGAAAUGGGUUUCGUUGUGGGUUUUCCAGCUGUGUACGAGCACGGUGGUGUGUUCUGUUUCUUCUUCGCGGUGCAGGUACACGAUCAGCUGGACGGUACUUGAGCUUUGGUUCUGUUGCACUUUAAAAAACAAAAAACAGUGUUGGUGUCCACUUACAAGACUCACAACUGCUUAGUAUUACACUUAAAACAGACAUUUUUGUGCGUGGAAACCCUUUUAUUGUGUUUCUUCCUGAAAUACAACGUUCCUGAUCUCCUCAUGAUCCCAUCUUUCGAAGAACAAUCUUGGGAAUUCGUCAUUCGUCGCCCCUUGACUAUUAAUUUAAUUGUUCUACAACCCUUUAAAGAUAUAAGAAAAGCUGAAUGUCAUUCUCUUCCUGAUUGUAAUCUGAUGAUCUCCCCGGUUAUUUAGAAUCUGUUGUGACAUAGACGUUUGCACCUUUCCUGCCCUGAAAAUUGUAAGAAAACCCGUUUAUCUGACCCAGGUCUGUACCCAGCUUUUGGACUUUGGAUGUACAUAUUUGUGAGCGCGGCCUCCUCGGUGGGCUUCGUCUUUUUUACGGAUAACAAGCUGAGCUGAAAGCGUUUUGUUGUGCAUGUAAGCAAGUACCUGGCGAUGCUGUAAACAGGUUGACAUAUUACCGGUAUAUUGCCAGUUUUGGUUUCAGUCAAGCAUGCUGUUUUAUUUUAUUUUUUUUAAAUCAUCUAUCCGACGUGUUUUCUUUCCGCCUGUUUACUUUUAUAGCCUAGUGUGUAUGAAAAUGAAAGUUUAGCGCUUACCUUGAUAUUAAAUUAAACAUAUAGACGCCCAAAGCAAGAAAAUGGACACAAAUAAAUCAAACUAUUACCCCGUGAUUUUUUUAUUUUUAUUUUUUAAAGUAGAACAAUGAAAUAAAUUCCUAAAAAAAAAGUGCUAACUGACUUCAUCACGUCCAAGUGUCCUCUGAGUAGAAGUAGGCCGAUCUGUUGCUAACGUGUCGUGUGGUUGUACAAUCAUGUCAUCAUUUCUAUUUAUUGCAGUGUAACCGGCAGGGUGGUGGUGAAGACAGUCUGUAUUGCUAACAUGCCCGUUUUCUGCUGUUUCUAUGAAGGCAUAUUGAAAAGUUGAGUCUUUUUUUGUAAUAAGAGAAAAAGCCCCGGCUGCUGUUCUUUCAACUGCAGGUUAAACAUCAUCUUGACGCCAGUUUUUCAGGGAUGUUCCCCGUCUGAGGAUCACCGGGGCGUCUCGUCACUUUGAUCUUCUGAAGGUCUUUCAUCUUCCCCGAGCAUCGUGUCGGCUGUUUGAUCAGCGGAGCAGCUUUUUUCUGGUUGUCACACAUAAAAAAAACAAGAAACAGGAGCACUUGUACUUAGACGUGAUGCCACAUAAUCAGAAAAAUGACCCCAAGUUUAGUGUCUUGUUGAACACGGGACCAGUGUUUAGAUGAAGACGGUACACUCUAAUGUCGUUCUUUUUUUUCUCCUUAUGCUUUUGUAAAAACAGCUACUUUGCAAACCAAUAAACUUCUCAUCUUGGAAA